AUGGGCACCGUGCUCUCUCUGUCGCCCAGCUACCGGAAGGCGGCGCUGUUUGAUGACGGCCCGGCGACGGUGGGACACUACACCGCGGUGCAGAACAGCAAAAACGCCAAAGAUGCCAAGGACAACACCUCCAACAACGCCGGGAAAUCCUUCAAACGUCCGUCCAUCAUCAGCGUGCUGCCAUGGAAACGCAUCGUGGCGGUGUCGGCGAAAAGGAAGGAAUCGAAAAAGCUGCAGGCGGAGGGCGGAGACAACGGGAAAGGAAACUCUCCGGACGCCACGAUCACCGUGAGUUCGGCGUCUAAUAGCCUGAAGCUGAAGAAAUCCCAGUCGUGCGCGAAUCUGUCCUUGUUUUCCUCCGGCCCGGACGCAACGGCGAGCUCCACCAUCGCCAACGUUAAAGUCAGAGUCGCCCACCUGCCGGUUUCUAAAACCCUCGCCAACGUCAACGUAGCCUCCAGGAAGAGUUCCCACGCCGGGGUCCAGCCCUCCAACGCCACCGGGACGCCGAAACGGGUCAUCGUCCAGGCGUCCACCAGCGAGUUGAUGCGCAGCCUCGGAGAGUUCCUGUGCCGCCGCUGCUACCGUCUGAAGCGCCUGUCUCCGACGGACCCGGUGCUGUGGCUGCGGAGCGUCGACAGGUCUCUGCUCCUCCAGGGCUGGCAGGACCAAGGCUUCAUCACCCCGGCUAACGUGGUCUUCCUCUACAUGCUGUGCCGCGACGUGGUCUCCUCCGAGGUGGUCUCAGAGCGAGAGCUUCAGGCGUCGCUGCUCACCUGCCUCUACCUGUCCUACUCGUACAUGGGUAACGAGAUCUCGUACCCGCUGAAGCCCUUCCUGGUGGAGGCGGAGAGGAAGGAGCUCUUCUGGGACCGAUGCCUGGACAUCAUCGACAGGAUGAGCGGAAAGAUGCUUCAGAUCAACACCGACCCGCACUUCUUCACCCAGGUGUUCUCAGACCUGAAGAACGAGAGCAAGAAGGAGGAGGAGAAGACCAAGCUGCUCAUAGGCCUCGACCGAUAAGAGGAGGAGGGAAGGAGGGAAGUGAGGAGGGAAGGGAGGAUAGAAAGGGUUCAUAUGUUGAGGACUAAUGGUGCGUUCACACCGGACGGAAAGCACAUUUCAAACCUCUUAUUUAUUCAUAAUUUGUUAUCAGGGUUUAUCUCCAUGUAGAUACGAUACGAUAAUACUUUAACGGUCAGAUCAAGUCUGAAAUGCUCCUUGCAUCACAGCAGCUCCAUGUGUAACAUCAACAACAAACAUUUAACAUUUAACAUAACAUCAGGAUCAGUGUUGCUGCUUCGUGCAUGAUGCGUGUGUCCGUGUGUCCGUGUGAGUGUGCGAGCGUGCGAGCGUGUGUCCGUGCG
Trematomus bernacchii (emerald rockcod) is the source of this 1367-nucleotide messenger RNA. RefSeq names its product cyclin-dependent kinase 5 activator 1-like. Gene Ontology annotation, biological process: brain development; activation of protein kinase activity; positive regulation of cyclin-dependent protein serine/threonine kinase activity. The transcript has 2 exons. Bases 1 to 1023 code for a protein of 340 amino acids. The record is from RefSeq and is a predicted model, not a curated record. Gene Ontology annotation, cellular component: protein kinase 5 complex; cytoplasm. NCBI's taxonomy places the organism in Eukaryota, Metazoa, Chordata, Actinopteri, Perciformes, Nototheniidae. Gene Ontology annotation, molecular function: cyclin-dependent protein serine/threonine kinase activator activity; protein kinase binding.